GGUCUCAACUCCUGCCUUGAGAAAUAUAUGUUUCCCUCUUCCCACAACCUGUGCUUUCGUAAACCUCCGGUAGAGGGAGACGGCCUGCCUACAACUAACCACGGAGCCUAAACACCUCACGCGGUCUCAAGAUGUCAUCUAAGCUAGAUCAACUCCUCGCCUCCCUCUCCACCGCCCAACAGCUCGCCUCGGAGCUCCAAUCCGAACUGGCCUCCAACAUCCCUCAAUCCCUCCAAGCCGCCGCAGCCGCCGAAUCCAUCAAACGAGCCGUCCAACCCGCCCCCUUCCGCGCCUUCGACAUCCUCUUCUCCACCUUCCGCCUCCCCGCCGUCCGCACCGCCCUCGACGCCGGCUGGCUCGAAGCAAUCACCCAAGCCGACCCCCAAACCGGCAUAACCGCCGCGGAGCUCGCCUCCCGCAGCAAAUCCAGUCCCGCCCUCGUCAUCCGCCUCAUGCGUUUCCUAGCCGCCACAGCCGUCGUCGAGGAAGUAGGAACAAACACCUACGCCCCGAACCCACUAACCCACUUCCUCCUCAUCCCCGGCUGGAGCGCGGGUGUCCGCCACUUCUCCUCCGCUUACCCGGGCGCCACGGCGAAAAUGCCGCAAUAUCUCGCCAACCUCAAGUACCAAGACCCGCCCGGCGCGCCGCACGAUCUGUUCACCUAUGCGAACGGCGCCCCCUUCUUCACCCACGUUUCCGAACGGCCGAAAGACCUCGAUGCUUUCGACUCGUUCAUGGUCGUUGCGCGUACGUCGCUGGGACCGACGUGGUUGGAUGUGUAUCCGCUUGAGAAACUGAAGGUCGAGUCAUCGGAUGACGUGCUAUUGAUUGAUGUUGGGGGAGGACGGGGGCACGAUCUUCACGCUUUUGCUGAGAAGCGGAAAAGUUUGGGGUUGGAAGGGAAGUUGGUACUGGAGGAUCGGCCAGAUGUCGUUGUCAAUUCGUCGGCGGAGUGGCGGGAGGACUUUGGUGUGCGGGAGCAUGAUUUCUUCCAGCCGCAGCCUGAGGAGUGUGUUGGUGCGAAAGCUUACUUCUUGAAGAUGAUCAUGCACGACUGGCCCGACAGCAGCUGCAUCCAGAUCCUCUCCCACCUCCGCGAUGCCAUGAAACCCGGCUACUCUCGCAUCUUGAUCAACGACAACGUUCUACUCGACCGUAAUUGCUCGGUAGUUUCAGCGGCUUCAGAUAUGGCCAUGCUGACGGUGUUGUCGGGCAAGGAGCGCACGAAAGCGGAGUGGCAGGAGUUGAUCGGUAAAGUGGACGGGCUAGAAAUUGAAGACUUUUACGUCAUGGAGGAAGGUGGGAGGGGGGUGGUUGAGAUCGUUAGGAAACAGUGAUGUGAUUCGGUAGGGAACGGAGAUUAUCAUGGAUCAUAUGUGCCGUGUUGCUUGUG
Molecule: messenger RNA, 1396 nt
Organism: Baudoinia panamericana UAMH 10762
Lineage: Eukaryota; Fungi; Ascomycota; Dothideomycetes; Mycosphaerellales; Teratosphaeriaceae
Exons: 3
Coding region: 132-1340 (402 amino acids)
Molecular function (GO): O-methyltransferase activity
Source: RefSeq, a predicted model, not a curated record